Messenger RNA from Beta vulgaris subsp. vulgaris (sugar beet), 716 nucleotides. Its product is annotated as ethylene-responsive transcription factor ERF098. The transcript has a single exon. Gene Ontology annotation, biological process: ethylene-activated signaling pathway; regulation of DNA-templated transcription. Gene Ontology annotation, molecular function: DNA binding; DNA-binding transcription factor activity. The record is from RefSeq and is a predicted model, not a curated record. Lineage: Eukaryota; Viridiplantae; Streptophyta; Magnoliopsida; Caryophyllales; Amaranthaceae. Bases 113 to 541 code for a protein of 142 amino acids.
GCUAAACAUUAUAAUAGCUCACAUUUCUACAACAUUUAUAACAUACAUACAUAUAUAUACAUAUCAUCAUUUUCCUACCUAUUUUGUGUUUGUUAAGUUGAUUGAUACUACUAUGGAAGGAACAUCAAGAGGGAAGCAACAUGAGGGAGGAGAAGAUGUCCGUUACCGCGGUGUCCGAAGACGUCCAUGGGGGAAGUUUGCGGCCGAAAUACGAGACCCUACGAAGCAAGGGGCUCGUGUUUGGCUAGGGACGUUCGACACCGCGGAAGCAGCGGCCCGGGCAUAUGACCGGGCCGCAUUUAAUUUAAGGGGACAUCUUGCUACCUUAAAUUUUCCAAAUGAGUAUUACGCAAAAUUAGACCCUAUACAUCACCUUCCAUCUUCAUCAAGAUAUUAUAACCGCACGGUAGAUUAUUCUACAUCAUCAACACCAUCUAUGGCGACCGGGCCUAGGCAAGAUAGACAAGUCAUUGAAUUUGAGUAUUUAGAUGACAAAGUUUUGGAAGAUAUGCUUAGAAGAUCUGAAGAAGAAGAUGAUUAAGGACUUUUAUAGUUUGUUUUUUUGGUCAAGGACUUGUAUUUUUAGUUACUAUUAUAAGAACAACCUAGCUAGUAUAAGAAAAAUGCUAGUGUUUAUAUUUUCAUUAUGAUCAAUUAAUGUUUUUUUUUAGCAAAAGAAAAAAGAAUUAUAAAGAGUCCAUGUUAUACUACAUAUA